UGUUGUGCAAUAUAUUUACAAUAUUUUUUUUUGACCAAAUAAUUACCGUUAAUAUAAAACUUUAGUUAACUAUUAUUAACUAAUAUUAACUAUAAUUUCUACUAAUAUUAUUAGAUAUUUGCCGUUAUCUUAAUUAUUAAUUUAUCGCCGAUUUUGUUGACCACUGGACUGAUAAUGACUGAGACACUGGAGACCACUUCGGCCACAAAGCCUUGUUGUCAGUCAAAGGCCAAGAAGUUGAUGAAAAUCAGUGAAUUACCACUUUAUGGCAAUCCUUAUCCAAGAGCUGAACGAGUGAUUAUUGAUGAAGAAUUGGGUUAUAUUGAAAGUGGUGUCCAACAAGUUAGACAACAAUUGAAUCCAGUUGUGGACACAAUCACCAAAUCAAGUGAAAGAGCUGUCGAUAUACUGAAAACAUCUUACUAUCACUCGUUAUCAACUUAUGAAUAUAUCAGCGCCGAAGGCAACACAGUGGCCAAAGCGGCCGCAAUCACUACCGGCGGACUUCUGGGACUUUUGAUAUCGUCGCGCAGAGGCUUCUUCAAGAAAGUGUUUUAUACUACCGCUGGUCUAACGGCUGCGUCGGCCGCUUGCUAUCCGAAAGAGGCCAAAGAAUUGUCACAAAUUGGUCUGUUUAUUGUCAAAACAAAAGGUCCCGAAAUAGUCAAAGAAUAUACCGGUGUCGACUUAAGCCAAAAGACGAUGACGACGACAGCAGCGAUAUCGUCGAGUCCAACAAAAUCAGAGUCAAAGAAGAGCAUCGAUUAUGUGGGUCAAGAAGAUAACAAAAAUAAAUCACAAUCUUCACCUCAAAGUGCCAAUACAGGGGAAAAGGGGUCACCAGUUAAGGGAGAUUACGGAAUGGCACGCAAAGAGGAUCAGGACUUAUAUGCAAACAGAAGCACAAAAUGAAAAACAACAUUUUAAGGCUUUUAUUUUUAGUUUACCGUAAUUUAAAAUACAUUGUUAACAAUUAAUAAAUCUAUAGUUAUCUAUAGUACACAUCCUAACUAGUAAUUAAAAAAUAAUAAUAAUAAUAAUAAUAA
This is a messenger RNA of Oppia nitens, 1046 nucleotides long. RefSeq names its product MICOS complex subunit MIC27-like. Gene Ontology annotation, cellular component: MICOS complex. The transcript is spliced from 6 exons. NCBI's taxonomy places the organism in Eukaryota, Metazoa, Arthropoda, Arachnida, Sarcoptiformes, Oppiidae. The coding region runs from base 175 to 912 and encodes 245 amino acids. Gene Ontology annotation, biological process: cristae formation. The record is from RefSeq and is a predicted model, not a curated record.